GGCUCAGAGACACCUGGAUGGGAAGUGCCUGGGGCCACCCUAUGCCCCAGGGAGGGUAGGCCCCGCCACCACAUCCUCGUCCACGUUGCUCCUGGGACCACCGCAGAGCCCUUUGAGAAGGCGGUCUUCCCUCCCCCUGCCUCCUGACCACGGCCCCAGUCCCCACACACGGGGGCCCCCAGGCCACGGCCACUCGGUCAGGGUGCUGCCCCUCAGUGCCACCCUGUCCCUCAUCUGCCGGCCUCCAGGGUGUGUGAUGUGGCCGCCGCGUUGGGCUCCCUGGGGAGGGGUCCCCUUUGACACAGACACCUUGUCACAGGGAAGCCCCCCGAUCCCUCGUGGGCAGGUUUGGCAACAGUGGGAGGGGGACUACCUGGGUGGGGUGAGGGGCCCUGAGUGUCCACACGGGCCUGAAGCCUGACGCGGCUCCCCCCCCCCCCUCCCCGGCACCGGGCUGCAGGCUGAGGCGCGAGGAGAGGGCGGGCGCCGUCCCAUAGCCGGGCAUUGACGAGUGAGGGGCCGGGGGGCAUGUUAGUUACCCCCUUAGAGCAGGCUGCAGGUCUGCUCGGCCUGCCCUUCCUGGCGGGGCUGCGCCUCCCCUACGGCCGCGCCCUCUGGGUGGCCUGCCCCAACCCCGCCCCGUCGCCCCCGUGCCUCCGGCCUGGCUGCCCACCUGUGCUCGGUGUGGCCCUGGCCUCCAGCCUCCCCGCUCAGGCUCCCUGGCCAGAGGGCAGGUGAUCGCUUCCAGGCCGCCCCUCCCACCGGGCUAGGGGCUCCCAGGCUGACCCAGCGGCCGGCGGCCACUCUCCCAACCGGCAGAGGGGUGUUCCCUCAGGGCCGUCCGAGAGUGGGCAGUUGGGGUGGCCUCACCAGGACGGGGAAGCUGAGGGCUCGGGUUCCACUGGCAGUUGGGCCGUGAAGUCAGGAGGUUCUGCUGAGGAGAAGGUUCCGGCAGAGCCCUGCUGCCCUCCAACCUUGGUUUUGUCCUGGAAGGAGGAAUGUGAGGGCAGGGUGGCCUCUUUGCGCCCCACGUGCUCCCCCGACCCCAGAGCUUCUGGCUCUGACUCCCCACCGUCCCCCCUGCCCCUCACCCCCACGCCCGGGGCCGACUCUGGGCCGCUGCGGGGCGCGAGGCCCAGGCCUCCUGGCAGCAGGCCGACCACAAGCGGAGCUGCAGGUGAAGCUGUGAGUUGCGGCUGGAGCUGGGGGUACCGCCAGGUGAGAGCUUCUGUGCCCCGUGAGACCCCCAGGUCCCCUCACAGCCCAGGCCGCCCUCGGGCUGGCAGGCACUGUCCCGCUCUUGCUGUCCAGCGCUGUGUGUCCUCAGGUGGGGCCUGGACCUCUCUGAGCCUGAGCGUCCUGUGUGGAUGGCGAGAGCCGAGCCCUCCCUGGGCCCUCGGUGAGUCCUUCCUGUGUGGCCCAGCGGGAUGAGCCACGGUGAGCGCAGCGGGUGCCCGCGGCAGGGUCUGGGGUCCAUCUGGGAGCAACUCCCCUGUCAGCCCCAAAGGCGAACCCCAAGUUACCUUCUCGUAGAGCGGACAGACAGCAGCCCCUCAUCCGAGGCCUCGCCGCCCUCCCAGCUGAGCACCAUCGCCGCGGAGGACCUGGGGCUCCUGGAGGAAGAGUUGGCCAGCCCCGAGUCCCUGAGCCCGGAGGAGGUCUCGGAGAAGGAUGCGUGCAGCCGCCUGCCGUCCGAUGCAUCCAACCCGGAGCAGGGCACCCUGAAGCGCUGGAAGCAGCUGGAGCAGUGGGUGGCCGGCCUGCAGGCUGAGGUGGCGUCCCUGCGGGGACACAGGGCCCGCUGCGAGCAUGCCACGCUGAGCUUGCUGCGGGAGCUGCUGCAGGUGCGGGCCUGCCUGCAGCUGCAAGAUGCACAGCUGAAGAGGCUGCAGCUGGAGGCGCGGCAGGCGGUUCCAGCCACCGAGAAGGAAGCCGUCCAGGUGGGGCGUGUCCCAAGGCCUGGAGGCAUCGCCUCCCUGGACCCUGAACCCCACUCAGCCCAGGCCCAGCACUCCGACAACCCCCGGGGUCCAGCUCCAAGGCCCCGGCUGCACUCAGCCCGCGUCUCCGCCUCACAGCUCCCUGGCCCACAACAGCAGAACCAGAUGCAGGCUCUGGACAAGAGGCUGGUGGAAGUCCGGGAGGCCCUGACCCAGGUCCGGAGGAAGCAGGCGCUCCAGGACUCCGAGCGGAAGGGCGCCGAGCAGGAGACUAGCCUCAGGCUGUCCGAGCUGACUGGGAAGCUGAAGCAGGAGGAGCAGGACCGCGAGGUGGCCUGCGGGGCCCUGCAGAAGAGCCAGGAGGAGGCGGGCCAGAAGCUGGACCACCAGGUGGCCAGGAUGCAGGCCCAGAUGACCAAGCUGGGGGAGGAGAUGAGCCUCCGCUUCCUCAAGAGGGAGGCCAGGCUGUGCGGCUUCCUGCAGAAGAGCUUCCUGGCCCUGGAGAAGAGGAUGAAGGCCUCGGAGAGUGCACGGCUGCGGGCGGAGAGCGCCCUGCGGGAGGAGCUGGAGGGCAGGUGGCGGCAGCUGCAGGAGCUGGACACGGAGCGCGUGCGGGCCCAGCAGGACCAGUGCCAGCAGGAAGAGUGCCACCUCCUGGAGCAGUGCCGGGGCCUGGACAAGGCCGUGGUCCAGCUGACUGAGUUCGUGCAGCAGAACCAGGUGUCGCUCAACCGCGUCCUGCUGGCCGAGCAGAAGGCCUGGGAUGCCAAGGGGCAGUUGGAGGACAGCCGGGCUGGGGAGCUGGCCACCUACCUGCAGGAGAACCUGGAGGCCAUGCAGCUGGCCGGGGAGCUGGCCCAGCAGGAGACACACGGCACCCUGGAGCUGGUGAGGCGGCCGGGCGGGGGGCAGGCUCGCAGGGUCCCCCUUCGGGGCAGAUGGCACACUCAGCCCCACCCCCCGCAGCUCCGAGAGAAGAGCCAGGCCCUGGAGGUGUCCGUGGCUGAGCUGGUCAGGCAGGUGAAGGACCUGAGUGACCACUUCCUGGCCCUGAGCUGGCGGCUGGACCUGCAGGAGCAGACACUGAGCAUGCGGCUGCGGGAGACACAGAAUGAGUGGGAAGCCGCAGAGCAGCGGUGGCGGGGAGGCCUGACGCGCUGUCAAGAGGAGGCGGAGGCGCGCCUGCGGGAGGUGCAGGAGAGACUGGACCACCUGCCCCAGCAGAUAGAGGCUGUCACUGACAAGUGUGUGCUUCACAAGAGCGACUCGGACUGCAAGAUCUCUGCCGAGGCCACAGCCAGAGAGCUGGCGGUCGAGGCCGUGAGGCAGGAGCUGGCUGCCCUGCUGUCCUCCGUGCAGCUGCUCAGAGAGGGCAACCCCGGGCGCAAGAUCGCCGAGAUCCAGGGCAAGCUGGCCACGUUUCAGAACCAAAUGAUGAAACUGGAGACCAGCAUCCAGGACAACAAGACCAUCCAGAAUCUCAAGUUUAAUACAGAAACCAAGCUGCGCGCGGAGGCGAUGGCCACCCUGCAGGAGAGCGUGCUGCGCCUGUGGAGCGAGGAGGGCCCCUGGGCCCCGACGCUGGGCAGCAGGAGGGGCCCCACGUCCCUGGAGCGGCAGCAGCUCUUUGUCAAGGAGGUGGCCCCCGACGACGUGGUCCCUGUGAACCGCUGGGGCGUGUAUCAGGCCGUGAGGUGGCUACAGUGGAAGGCGGUUCUCAUGAAUCUGGCAUCCCAGCAGACGCCCGGGAGUGCAGCCCUGGAGAAGCCCCUCAGCCAGAAGCCUGCCCGCCGACUCUCAUCCCUGCCCAUUCCCCAGAAAUAAAUGUGCCCGCCCCAUUCCUGU
Molecule: messenger RNA, 3785 nt
Organism: Cervus elaphus (red deer)
Lineage: Eukaryota; Metazoa; Chordata; Mammalia; Artiodactyla; Cervidae
Gene: CCDC154
Product: coiled-coil domain containing 154
Exons: 14
Coding region: 1428-3764 (778 amino acids)
Biological process (GO): bone mineralization involved in bone maturation
Source: RefSeq, a predicted model, not a curated record